Drosophila obscura is the source of this 1446-nucleotide messenger RNA. Its product is annotated as proline-rich extensin-like protein EPR1. The record is from RefSeq and is a predicted model, not a curated record. Lineage: Eukaryota; Metazoa; Arthropoda; Insecta; Diptera; Drosophilidae.
AGUUCGCGACGCGUGGUUAAAGUUACACCCGGGGGGCUUUCAAAUCGCUGCCAAAAAUGAUGAGCACCUCAACAAUUCUUGUGGUACUCUGCCUUUGCUGUGCUCUAAGCCGCUGCCAAGCCAUUCAGGAGCUUCGAGAUGAGCCAACCAAUAGGAUUGCUGGUCCAGGCGAACCCCAGUACUAUCUGAUGGCCGAUGCCGGCUCAUCCGUGGGUCCCAACGAUGCGCUGAAGCGCACAAAUCGAUCGCUGCUCAAAUGGUGGGACGAUCUCUUCGGGCAGAAUAUUGACAACAACAACAACAACAACAACAACUACAACAAUGUGUUGUAUCCCACUGUGGCGCCUGUUGUCCAGCCGCAAACGAAUUGCAAUGGCUAUGGCCUGCAGCUGCAGGACUUGGAUCCCUUUAAGCAAAUGAAAUUGUUCAAGAAGAUGCCCGAUCUCUUUGGCAAUCCGAUCGGCAAUUGUGGCGGACUGUGCGGCGGCAAUUGUGGCCAGCAGCCGUUGCAGCCGCAGAUUAAUUAUGUGGCGCCUGCUCCGCCUGCACCUGGCUAUGGUGGGGAUGACGGCUAUGCCAAGCCAAAUCCCGACUAUAAUGGUCCUGGGGAUGGCGAUGCGGGCUAUGUGGCUCCAGUGGUGCCUCCUCCGGUCACUUACGAUGCUCCAGUAGCACCUCCUGCCAGCUAUGAGGCGCCUGCUCCAAGCUAUGAGGCGCCUGCUCCUACCUAUGAGGCGCCUGCUCCUUCUGCUCCCGUCUACGAUGCCCCUGCUCCCGUCUACGAUGCACCAGCCCCACCUGCACCCAGCUACGAACAGUCUGCUGCCACACCAGACACCUAUGGCAAAGUGGCGGACUAUUCGCCGCCUGCCAGCAAUUAUCCUGCUGCCCAACCACCUCAGAUUGUCUAUCAGCCCAUCAUCUAUGUGUCUGCACCGCCUGCAUCCAGGACAGAGGUGGCCACCAAGGUGCAGGUGGAUGAACAGAGCUACAACAAUCAGCCAGCGGCUCCUGUCUAUGAAGCGCCAACACCGCCAGCGGCUCCGGUUUAUGAAGCACCUUUGGAGCCCACAUACGCACCACCGCCGCCGCCACCUCCCGCUGCAACACCCUGCGGCAGCUAUCUGCCACUUUGGGGCGUUCCUGUCUAUAAUUAUGGGGCGGCGCAACCAGCGGCACCUCCAGCAGCUCCGCCAGUGGCUCCGCCGGCCUAUGCACCUGCUCCUCCUCCAUCACCUGGCUAUGCAACGCCCAGCUGUGCAACGCCCAUACGACUCUCGCUCAUCGAUCAACCGUAUCGCGUGGCACCCGAACUCUUCGAGGAAUACCACUAUCGCUUGGGCUUGGCCGCACAGAAUCGAUUAUAGUCCAUGGAUCUUUAUUCGCUGACAGUCCUGUAAAUAAAAUGCAUCUAACGAUUUGUGGAUUGAUUUGUUGUACCUCAUU